UGAAGCUCAUCAGAUCAUCAUGCAGAAACAAGUAAGCUAAUCAUAAGAGGAGAGAGAGAGAGAAAGAGAGUGAGAGAGAGAUGUACGUAACGAGACCUCGAUCUCUGUACAAAAGGGACCCUGAAGCUCUUUCGCGUACGCCAGAAGGACCAAAUCUCGGGUACCUAGUACUUCAAGAUGAAGAAGCUGAAUCAUACCGUUGUUUUGGCUUGUGGAAGAAGGGAAUCAGCAACUUGCCAUUCCCUCAGAACAGGAACUUAACCAUUUCCUAUACAGUGCAUACUGGAAGUGGCGUCAUAAUUUUACGAGAUGGAGUCAUGUUCAUUCCUGUUCUUAAUCAACCUUUGUCUUCUAAUCUCUACUAUGUCAUACGAAGGAAAGGGAAGCACCAAGGUGAAGCAAGCACAUGUUCAAAGGAAGAAGACCUCGGGACAUGUUUCUGUUGCAAUUAUAUCAAAGACGUCAAAACCAAACCUCUAAAUCCCUCUGAUGAAUAUCAACAAUUUGAGAUUUUAAAAACGUUUUGUGGACACAGAGCCAAAUCUAUUGCCUCAGAUGGGUUUGCUCCUCUGUUCUUGAGAAGAAGAGGUUGGUCUCUCUGCACCGCCGCACCCAGCCAUUAUCGUUUAAGUGAAGCUCUUGGCGUCAACCCUACCUUGCGAGCGAAGUUACCACCUUUCACCUUCUCAUCAUCACCAUCGGAUUGCUCCGAGCCGGUGGUUGUCGGAAAAUGGUACUGCCCGUUCAUGUUUGUGAAGGAAGAAGGAGUGAGUGUAAAGGAGCAGAUGAAGAAGUCAGUUUUCUAUGAAAUGACGCUUGAAAGAAGGUGGGGUAAAGUUUUCUCUAAGGAAAACAAUGGGAAAAGUAAUGAAGUGUUUGUGAAUGUUGUGGUGGAAACAGAAGUUGCAGGGAUGGGUGAUGGGAGAGAAGAUGUUUGGGAAGAAGGAAGAUUUGGUGAAGAGGGUGUGAUGUGGUUUAGGGUUUUGGAGAGAGGAGAGAGAAAGGUAGGGUUGAGAAUGGAGAUUGUGGAGAGAAUGAGAUGGGAAGAAGAGAGAGCUGAUGAUUGGGAGGGAAAGAAUAAUGAGAAGAAGAAAGUGAGAUUUGAAAGAACUGAGAAGUUUGAUGGAAAAAUUCAUGAGUGGGAAAAUUUUGGGUUUUAUGUGUUGGUGGAAAGUUUUGUGUUGAGGAGAAUGGAUGGAAGUGUGGUGUUAACUUAUGAUUUUAGGCACACAAAUCAUGUUCAGUGUAAAUGGAAGUGACCCAGGUGUCUCAAAACUCUCUAAUGCUUCUUUGUAAUACUUUAUAUAUUUUAUUUGUUUUUUGUUUUUUGUU
Messenger RNA from Prosopis cineraria, 1332 nucleotides. RefSeq lists its product as uncharacterized. NCBI's taxonomy places the organism in Eukaryota, Viridiplantae, Streptophyta, Magnoliopsida, Fabales, Fabaceae. Bases 81 to 1259 code for a protein of 392 amino acids. The transcript is spliced from 2 exons. The record is from RefSeq and is a predicted model, not a curated record.